CCGGGAGGCUAAUUCGAGUCCCGCCUCCUGACUCACUCCACGUUCCUGAGAACGGGGCGGGGCGCAUUCGCCGAGUAACUGCUCCACUGCGAGGGGUGGUGGCGCACGUUGGGCUUCACCAUGGAGGAAUACCUGCAGGGUUGUCGUGCUGCUCUGCAGGAGUCCCGGCCACUACAUGUUGUGCUGGGAAAUGAAGCCUGUGACUUGGACUCCAUGGUGUCCCCUCUCGCCUUGGCUUUUUACCUGGCAAAGACGACUGAGGCUGAAGAUGUCUUUGUGCCAGUUUUAAAUAUAAAACGUUCUGAGCUACCUCUACGAGGUGACAACGUCUUCCUUCUUCAGAAGGUUCACAUUCCAGAGUCCCUCUUGAUUUUCCGGGACGAGAUUGACCUCCACGCAAUGCACCAGGCUGGCCAACUCACCCUAAUCCUUGUUGACCAUCAUGUAUUACCCAAAAGUGAUGCAGCCCUAGAGGACGCAGUAGCAGAGGUGCUCGACCAUCGGCCCAUGGAGCAGAAGCAAUCCCCUCCCUGCCCUCCCUGCCAUGUUUCAGUUGAGCUGGUGGGAUCCUGCGCUACCCUAGUGACUGAGAGAAUCCUGCAGGGGGCACCAGAGAUCUUGGACAGGCAAACUGCAGCCCUUUUGCAUGGAACAAUCAUCGUGGACUGUGUCAACAUGGACCUUAAAAUGGGAAAAGCAACCCUUAAGGACAACAAAUAUGUGGAAAAACUGGAGGCCCUCUUCCCAGAUUUGCCCAAGAGAAAUGACAUCUUUGAUUCUCUACAAAAGGCAAAAUUUGAUGUUUCAGGUUUGACCACUGAGCAGAUGCUGAGAAAGGACCAGAAGACCAUCUUCAGACAAGGCAUCAAGGUGACCAUUAGUGCGAUAUAUAUGGAUUUGGAGGCCUUCCUGCAGAGAUCUGGCCUCAUUGCAGACAUCCAUGCUUUCUGCCAGGCUCAUGGCUAUGAUGUCCUGGUUGCCAUGAAUAUCUUCUUCAACACUCACAAUGAGCCAGUGCGGCAGUUGGCAAUUUUCUGUCCCCAUGCAGCGCUCCGAAUGACAAUCUGUGGAGUCCUGGAACGCUCCCACUCUCCGUCCCUGAAGUUGACCCCCAUCCCAAGCACCCACCCUAACCUCCAAGCCUAUCUUCAAGGCAACAUCCAGGUUUCUCGAAAGAAACUUCUGCCUCUGCUCCAGGAAGCCCUGUCAACAUAUUUUGACUCCAUGACAAUCCCUUCAGGGCAGUCUGAGACAGGGGAUGUGUCCAGGGAGCAGGUGGACAAGGACUUGGACAGGGCAGGUGCCUCCCUGAUUCCUGGACUGAGUCAAGAUGAGGAGGAGCCUCCACUGCCCCGCACGCCCAUGAACAGCUUGGUGGAUGAGUGCCCUCUGGAUCAGGGGCUGCCUAACCUCUCAGCCGAGGCCAUCUUUGAGAAGUGCAGUCAGAUUUCACUGUCACAAUCUACCACUGCCUUCCUCUCCCAGAAGUGACUUUGGGGAGGGGAGGGGAAAGUGAGAGAGGUUGCUUGCACCACCUCGAAUGCAUGUUUUGAGAGGCUUCAGCAAUUCGGUCUUCAUUGCUCCAGGAUCUGGUAUACUUGUACUGUUCUCAUAAAUCUGGGAGGAGAAAGAAGUACAAGAAAGCAGCUGCUUUAGGAAUGGCUUUCUACCUUUUCUCCCAAUCUCUACAAUCAAAUUCUGUUACUUAAUUCUUUAGACCUUCGCUGACUCCUCAAGGGUACACUAUAACUUCUCCACUGUUCCAGAAGAGUGGCACAGAAAGAAUGUGUACCCCAAAUGUGACUCAAUAAGGCUCUUUAACAGAACCAGUAUCUCUUUCUGACUCCUCUUUCUGCCCCCAGUUAGGUAAUGGUGUCUGAUUCCAGGAUGGCUACAUUUUUUUUCUGAGUUUGUUGUGACUCUUUUAGGAUUAUUUGGGAGCAGAUUAGAGGCCAUUAUCUUCUGCCCUGACCAGGUGGCCUGGCUCUCAGUCUCUUUCUUAUCCCAAAGCCACAGAGAGCCUGAGGAAACCCGAAAGCCCCCUGAGCAUUCAGGAGACACUUAGAAAGGCCUUAAGUAAGACCUCAUGGGCACUCUUCCCAAGAGACCGCAGAACUGCAAUGAGAGCCUCAGUUCUGUCCCCUGUCGUAGCAGGUCUGUCAAUUUCUUGUCCAUAUCAUUCUCUUCUUGCUCAUAUUAAAAGAAAGCAUGGAGCCCUGGCUGGUUUGGCUCAGCAGUAGAGCAGUCA
Messenger RNA from Molossus molossus (Pallas's mastiff bat), 2248 nucleotides. It is a transcript of the gene PRUNE1, whose product is annotated as prune exopolyphosphatase 1. The coding region runs from base 121 to 1491 and encodes 456 amino acids. Gene Ontology annotation, cellular component: cytoplasm. The record is from RefSeq and is a predicted model, not a curated record. Lineage: Eukaryota; Metazoa; Chordata; Mammalia; Chiroptera; Molossidae. The transcript is spliced from 8 exons. Gene Ontology annotation, molecular function: exopolyphosphatase activity.